CCGGAAGCGGGAGCUGUGUGUUCUCAUGCGAACGGGAAGGAGCGUUGGGGCGCCAGAGUCUCGAGGCUGAGACAUUUUCGGGCCCGAAAGGGGAAGGAGCCGCCGCCGCCGCCGCCCGCCCGCCGCGCCCGCCUCCGCCGCCCGCCGGGCCGCCGCGCGCGUCUCCCGCCCCUCCUCACGGCCCGUCCCGCGUGACGCGCGGUCGCCGGGCACCGGGCUGCGGCGGAGCCCCGGCGGCGGCGGCGGCCUGACAGCAUCUCACAGCAAGCGUCCAACUUCUCCCAGUGUAGCCACAGAGUAAACGGCCCAUGACUUCUGAUCAGGACGCUAAGGUGGUGGCUGAACCGCAGGGCCAGCGUGUCCAGGAAGGGAAAGGCGGGGCUCAUCUGAUGAAUGGUCCCAUAUCUCAAACUACUUCUCAGACAAGUUCCAUCCCAGCUUUGAGUCAGGUACCAGCUGCCAAGGUUUCAGAGCUAAACCCGAAUGCGAAAGUAUGGGGGACUCACAUGUUCCACUUGGAGGCAAGUAGUGCAGCAGAUGGUGGCGUGAAUGCAGCAUGGGAGGACCCCGGCCAGGAUGGCCUUGAUGCAGAUGGUAAUGGGGGCAAAAGCCAUGAGGAUGCAGCACUAUCAGAUUUACAGGACGCGGACCAAACAGAGAUGAGCACUUUGGCCGUGGAUCACUCAGAACAAGGAUCAACACCUGAAGACAGUGAAACAGGAGGAAAUGAAUCUCAACCAGAAAACCAAGAAGACCCCCGAGAAGUACUCAAGAAAACAUUGGAAUUCUGCUUAUCUCGGGAGAACCUUGCUAGUGACAUGUACCUCAUAUCACAGAUGGACAGUGACCAGUAUGUGCCAAUCACAACAGUGGCUAACCUGGACCACAUCAAGAAGCUCAGUACUGACAUGGACUUGAUUGUUGAGGUGCUGAGGUCUUUACCUUUAGUGCAAGUAGAUGAGAAGGGAGAAAAAGUCAGGCCAAAUCAAAACCGUUGCAUAGUGAUACUACGUGAAAUAUCUGAAUCCACCCCCGUAGAAGAAGUAGAAGCAUUAUUUAAAGGAGAUAAUUUACCGAAAUUUAUAAACUGUGAAUUUGCCUAUAAUGAUAAUUGGUUUAUCACAUUUGAAACGGAAGCUGAUGCCCAACAGGCUUACAAAUAUCUUCGAGAAGAAGUCAAGACUUUUCAAGGAAAACCAAUUAAGGCUCGGAUAAAGGCAAAGGCAAUAGCUAUAAACACAUUUUUGCCAAAGAAUGGAUUCAGACCUCUGGACAUGAGUCUUUACACACAGCAGCGCUACACGGCCUCCUUCUACUUACCUCCAGUGUACAGCCCCCAGCAGCACUUUCCUCUCUACAGCCUGAUUGCCCCCCACUCAUGGUCUGCCACACACAGCUAUCUCGACCCCCCAUUGGUGACUCCAUUUCCAAGUACUGGGUUUAUAAAUGGGUUUACGUCUCCAACCUUCAAGCCUGCAGCAUCUCCUCUGACUUCACUCAGACAAUACCCUCCAAGAAGCAGGAACCCUAGUAAAUCUCAUCUGCGCCAUGCCAUCCCCAGCACAGAGAGAGGGCCUGGGCUCUUAGAAAGUCCUUCUAUAUUUAACUUCACUGCGGAUCGGUUAAUAAACGGUGUCCGGAGCCCACAAACCAGGCAGACAGGUCAAACUAGAACCCGAACACAGCACCCUCCCACCUACGCCGAGAGAGACGUGGGGCCCGGGCGCGUGGAGCUGACCAGUCUCCAGUCCUCUCCUGGCUUAGGCAGAGGAAGGAAAAAUUCCUUUGGUUAUCGGAAGAAAAGGGAGGAGAAGUUUACAAGGGGUCAGACUCAGUCUCCGACACCACCAAAGCCUCCAUCCCCGAGCUUCGAAUUAGGGCUGUCUAACUUCCCCCCACUGCCUGGGGCAGCGGGUCACUUGAAGACUGAGGACUUGUUUGAAAAUAGACUGUCUGGUUUGCUAAUGGGAUCGUCGAAAGAAAGGACCCUGAGUGCAGAGGCAGGCACGGGCACGAUUUCCCCAGUGACCCCCCGAGAACCCUUGGUGCCGGCUCCCUGUGCUGUGUCCACGACCUAUGAACGCUCCCCGUCUCCAGCACGUUCCCCUGAGGACCCCAAGGUGGUGGAGAAGCAGAGGGAAGCCCCGAGUGUGGACAGACUUUCUUCUGCUCUCAUGAACACCGUGAGCAAAUCGGUGCAGGUCAAUGGCUCUGCCACGGAACUGCGGAAACCUAGCUAUGCAGAGAUCUGCCAGAGGACAAGCAGAGAGCCUUCAUCUCCACUGCCGCCUCCCAAGGAGCAAAAGCCCCACUCUGCUGGCUGUGGGAAGGAAGAGAAGAAGCUUGCUGAAACAGAGCCCCCUACCCCCAAAUCCCACCCAGGACCCCCCAGAGACCAGAGGAGGCCACUGGGGCGCCGGCCCUCACCACCGGCUAUGGGGAAGCGUCCACAUCGAGAACAGAGUCCCCCCCCCAAGUCUCCCCAGUGAAUGUGUGGUCUGGAGGGAGGUGAGCGUGGAAGCAGCCGUGGGGCUGCGUGGUGCCGAGUGAGCCGCUGGUUAGGAGCUUGCAGUCUGAGGGCCCACGAGAGGCCUGAAGUUAUUUUCCUCAGAGUCAGAUUUCCCCCCUCUUGGAAAAAAAAAUCUAUUUUUCAGGAUUUAAUUACUAUAAACCUUAUUUUAGGUUGGUGCUUAACUGGAGGUGAUGUAUAAGUCUGAUUUUUUUCAGGAUAGAAAAUGCAUUUGUCCUAACAAACUGAUAUUUUUUAUUACGCCUCCAUGUGGCAAUGAAUGCAAGCUAUGUAUAGUGAGUUUUUCUAAAUUAAGCGGAACUGUGCUCCUUCACUUUUUUAAUGACUGGUUAGCAAGUGCGUGUCUCUGUGUCCAGAUGCCCAAUGAGGACUGAGCGUUGGGGGUAGGGGGUGGCAGUGACAGUUAUCCAUGGGCGGGGGUGUGCCCUGGAAUUCAGAACUCUCGUAUUCUGGGAAGCAGCCUGGUUCUGACCCAGUGGGCAAAGUGAGCCUGCAGGAGCUCUGAGAGGGCCCCCCUUCCUUCAGUUUGAUGGACUGCAAGCAAGUAACCAGCUUCUCACUCAGUUUUCAAGUGGCUACUAUGUAAGAUAAAUUCAAAGCACAUUGUGAAUAGAACCUAAAUGAAAACAUUGAUGCUCACUGACUUGUUCAUGCAGAAUGGAACCCGAUGCUGUCAUGCUCCCAUGGGUGGCUGGAGUGACCCCACUCUUGAGUGCUCUCCCCUGGAUGGAAACUUGUUGAACAGUCGAGAAUGGUGUUCAGUGGAGGCUAAAAUUUCGCUCUCUCUUACCUCCAAGGGUUUUGCUGAUCCCUGGCAGCACUGCACCCUGAAAAAGAUGUGUGCACUAAAGCUAGCAGUUAUGAUAAAGUUAGACUUCAAUUAUUUUGUUUCAGAUGUCUAAAUUUUUUCCCUUUUAAGUAGUCUAAGCAGCAGACAUUAAAAUAAGCGUAUUUUCUGCUAAAUGUAACCUUACAGUUUAUUCCAGAAAAUGUUAUUUCACAAGACUGAGGGUUUUUUUUUAAACAAUUAUUUCCAUCCAAUAUUUAAAGACUUGAAUUUUAUUUAAACUUGAAAAUGACUUUGCCUUAACUUUUGUAUAAGACAGCUUAAGAGUUCCUGGAGCCCGGCCCCUGGGUUGGUGUGAGUGGGUCAGAGUCCCUCAGUCUGUGGGAUUUGCCGUCACUGGCUUCACUGAGUGAGCAUACUGUAGUACCUACCAGAACUAGCAGUUGUGUUUGUAAUCUGCCCUGAAGAUCUUAAACAGUUGAUCUUUUUUUUUUCAGAUUGUUGAGAAUCCUGUAAAUGCAAAUAGUCGAUACUGUAUUGAAUACGUGCACUUGGGAGUGUGUGCUUUGCUUGUACAGUUGUAAAUAAUCAGAACAUAUUAAAAGGUACCCUAAAGAGAAAAUCUGAUAAAAAUUAUUGAUAUAUUAUAAAUGUUGCUAUUGAGCUGGAUGUAGAUAAACUAAAUGUUGUGGUUUGCAUAUUAUUUUGAUUUGUUGAGGUUUUUCUUUUUCUUUAUACUGAUGUGUUGAUCUGGUUCUGCCUCUUUGCUGCUGCAGAAGGAAGUGUGGAAGGUUUGAAUCAAGACUCCGAUAUUUCCAUACCCUUUAAAGUAUGUAAAUAUGUACUAAUGUAUCUGAUGUGGAAGGGGUUUUUGAAGUAUAAUAUAGCACACAGAAAGUGGCAAGAUCUUUAAGUGAAAGUUAAGCAUAAUCCACUACUUAAAAUAAUCAGUAGCUGAGCAUGAUUGACCUGCCAGAGGGAGGCCCUGAGCAUUUGAUGUUUCCUUCAGCGCAAUUCUUAUUAGUCAAAUAGCUAGAAAUACCCACAGUGCUAUUUUACAAAUACCUGUAAAAUGAAAUCUAGGAACGUGUUUCCUUGUAGUUGUCAGGCUGCUGACUAAAAACAAUAAUUGACCUCUUCUACCCAAACUAAUGCGUACUCUGGAAUGAUCUAGCAAGGCCAGCGAUGCCUUGAGGGUUCCUGAGUGCUGCUGCUUCUGCUCGAGGGAGCAGUUGUUGUCCGGCCCUGUGGAGCAGAAACUGGUCUCUGGUGGUGCCAGCCCCUUUGUCCAGCGGUGGGGCAGCAACAGCUGUCCAUGGGAAGCCACACAGCCAGCUAGGUUCUCGCAGGGCCAGGAGGAAGGUUGCUGGGUGCAGUGGCUGAUGUGGCAGCAGACCAGCAGGUGUCCCGUGUCCCGCCAGUUGCACCAGGUCCCUCUGCUCUCGCCUGUGUGCCCUGAAACCCGUGGGUCUCAUCAAGAGUUAAUCGUGCCCUGAUGUGACUUCUCUAGCCUUGUCUGGAUUUCCAAAUAGGCCUGACAGGGCAGCAUGCGGCCAGCAGCUGUGGCGGGCAGGCAUGUCCCUUUCUUCACGUCACUUUCCUGUCCCUAGCAGUUCGUCAGGGUGUGGAAUCAGGGGGUGUUAACAAGUGACAUUUUAACAUGCACAGUUGUGUGACAAGGCUCACCACUUGGAAAAUGAAAGAAUGAGUAUUGGCCCCGUUUCACCAGACAUGAAUUUCAAGUAGAGUAGUUGUUUUGUUUUUUGCUCCCAGAGUUAGCGUCAUGGCGUUUCUGAGCGGCCCUCCCAGGCAGCCAUCCCUCUUGUCACCAGCAGGUGGCAGAGCGCGUGCAGUGUUGCUGUUAAGCCAAGAUCCGGGCAUGCCCCAGAACCUUGGCAGCCAGGCUGUCUCACCCCCUGUGGCUCUGCCCAGGGCCGCAGGAAACAGCCGACAAUCACCACAGGGCGAUGCUGCCAGGUCCCAGCCUUGAGUGUGCUGUGGGGGCCCGAGGGCCCAUGUUUCUGUUCUUUUCAUUAAGACUGGAAUCAAGCUUACAUAUGUGUAAACUAUUGGUAAUUUAAGUUUCCUUCUGUGUCAGUGUAAAAUUGUCUAAUUUGAAAAAAAUGUAGGUUAUGAAAAAUAAAGAUUUAGGCACUGUUCA
Sorex fumeus (smoky shrew) is the source of this 5478-nucleotide messenger RNA. It is a transcript of the gene LARP4B, whose product is annotated as La ribonucleoprotein 4B. The coding region runs from base 309 to 2489 and encodes 726 amino acids. Gene Ontology annotation, molecular function: mRNA 3'-UTR binding. Gene Ontology annotation, cellular component: cytoplasmic stress granule; cytosol. The record is from RefSeq and is a predicted model, not a curated record. NCBI's taxonomy places the organism in Eukaryota, Metazoa, Chordata, Mammalia, Eulipotyphla, Soricidae. Gene Ontology annotation, biological process: positive regulation of translation. The transcript has 18 exons.